AUGGUAGUCACGGACCCAAGAUAUGAGCUACCUCGCGACCUUGAAGGCUACGGCGAGCAUUCACUCAACCCCCAAUGGCCCAACAACGCCAAAAUUUGCCUUUCAUUCCUCCUAAACUACGAAGAAGGUGGUGAGCGCACUGUCCUAAACGGCGACGCUCAUUCUGAGCCCUACCUCUGGGAGAAAGGCGCCUCAUCAACCUUCGUAACCGGCGCACGUCACAUCUCCGCAGAAUCGGAAUACGAAUAUGGCUCUCGCGCCGGAGCGUGGCGUCUCUUGCGGCUUUUCAAAGAAAUGGGGUGGAAGUUCACGAGUUGGGCUGUUGCGCAGGCGAUGGAGAAGAAUCCCAGUUUUGCGAAGGCGUGCGUGAGGGAUGGGCACGAAAUUGCCGCGCAUGGACUGAGGUGGCUUGAUAUCGGGGAAAUGAGCAUGGAGGAGGAAAGAGGAUAUAUUAGAGAGAAUGCACUGAGUUUGGAGAGGACGACUGGGGUAUUCCCGAAGGGGUAUUUUUAUGGAAGGGCGAGUCCCAAUAUUCGGGGUCUGUAUCCUGAAGUCAUGAAGGAGAUGGGGAAGAAGUUGCUGUAUUCGAGUGAGAGUUGUUUUAAUGAUGAUGUGCCGUAUUGGAUGGACUUGCCGUGGGAGAAUGACUUGAAGGAUGAAGAGAAAGAGGGUUUGUUGGUCAUUCCGUACAACUAUGAUUGCAAUGAUGGAAAGUUUUACAUGUCACCUGGCUUCACCGGAACGACCUACCUCGAUUACCUGAAGGGAACUUUUGACAUGUUGUACCGAGAGGGCUGCAACGGAAGCCCAAAAUUGAUGAAUAUUCCGAUGCAUUCGAGGAUUAUGGGCAAGCCAGGAAGGAGUGAAGAUUUACGAAAGUUCAUUUUGUAUGUGAAGGAGACAGGUGGCGACGAUGUAUGGGUUGCGAAAAGAGAAGAGAUUGCAGAACACUUCAAGAGCAAGUUCCCAUACAUGCCAAGGCACCUUGCACCUGGUCAUCCGUUUAGUCUGGGGAAGUGA
This is a messenger RNA of Hyaloscypha bicolor E, 1020 nucleotides long. RefSeq names its product carbohydrate esterase family 4 protein. Gene Ontology annotation, biological process: carbohydrate metabolic process. NCBI's taxonomy places the organism in Eukaryota, Fungi, Ascomycota, Leotiomycetes, Helotiales, Hyaloscyphaceae. The transcript has 3 exons. The record is from RefSeq and is a predicted model, not a curated record. Gene Ontology annotation, molecular function: hydrolase activity, acting on carbon-nitrogen (but not peptide) bonds. The coding region runs from base 1 to 1020 and encodes 339 amino acids.